Trichomonas vaginalis G3 is the source of this 2067-nucleotide messenger RNA. RefSeq names its product spectrin binding. The transcript has a single exon. Lineage: Eukaryota; Parabasalia; Trichomonadida; Trichomonadidae. Gene Ontology annotation, cellular component: ciliary inversin compartment. The record is from RefSeq and is a predicted model, not a curated record. The coding region runs from base 1 to 2067 and encodes 688 amino acids. Gene Ontology annotation, molecular function: protein binding. Gene Ontology annotation, biological process: protein localization to ciliary inversin compartment.
AUGAGCAACGAGUAUUCGCAGAAGUACAAUGAUUUUAUAGACACAUACGAUAGAAUCUUUAAUGUGAAAACGGGCGAAUCAUAUGAAGAAAUUGCUAAUCUGAUAACAUCAAUUUUAAUCAACAAAUAUAAAGAAUGCUUUAAAGAUAUAAUUUUGAGCAUUCUAACAGCAAUCGAGUAUGAUUAUUAUCACAUUAGACUUUAUCUUAAAAUUCUUAAUCAAAUAUUAGAAAUUCAUUCCUUGAAAUUUAGAGAUUUUUUAAAAGAUAAUGAUAUCAAAGAUUUAGCUGAGAAAUUGGACAUAUUUAUUUCAACCAGAAUUGAGAACCAUGUAACAUUCAACAGAAAACGUUAUCCUAAUAAGGAUGAUAUCCAUUACAUCAUUAUGCAUGAUCAGAUUGACAAGUUUAAAGAAUACAUUUCUCAAAAAUCAAUUGACAGAUUAUGUUUCAAAUUACCUAUUUUUUCCGGUACUUCCUUUUCUCCAAUUGAAGAAUGCUGCUUAUUUGGAUGCGUUAAUAUUUUUUAUUUCCUCAUUUCGAACUUUAAAACGGAGAUUUCUGAAAAUUGUCUCAAGUACGCUUUUGCGGGCAAUAAUACAGAUAUUAUCAACGAAUGCUUAAAAAACCACCAAGUCAAUGACGAAUGCAUAGAUUUCAUCAUCUAUUCUCAUAAAAAUGCAUCUUUACAAUAUAUAAUAGAUAGGGAUUUGUAUCAGAUUGAUAGGAUAUGGAAUUUGGAAGACAAAAUUAUCAAAUCUCGAAAUUUGAAAGCUGCUUUCAUUUUGUAUGAUAAAGAUAAAAACUCUGUCAUUCCAUGGUGUGCUGCAUUUCCACAGUUUAAUGAAAUUGUCGAAAAUGAACAAUUGGAUUUCUCAAGAACAAUAUCUGGAAAGACAAUCUUGCAUUAUGCUGCUUUAUUUAACAAUUCAGAUAUUUUCAAGGUUUUAACAAAAGCAGAAACUAACAAAAUCAAUAUCAACUCGUGUGAUAAUGCUGAUGAAAAUUCUGCACUACAUAUCGCAUUAUUAAAUAAUUAUACAGAAAUAGCUAAAAUUCUUAUAUCACGUGGUGCAAACGUCAAUCUAAAAAACAAGCAAAACAAAAAUCCUCUUUUAAUUGCAUUUGAAAAAAAGAAUGAAGAAGUUGCAGAACUACUUAUUAAAAGUGGAGCAAAACUCGGAAUCAAAUUAGAAAGCGGCCUAUCUGCCCUUCAUUAUGCAGUACUUAAUAAUUGGUUAAAUGCAACAAAACUUUUGAUUCCACAAUCUAAAACUCUCAAUCCAAAAAACAAAAGUCAUGAAACACCUCUUCAUUUUUGUGUAAGAUAUGGUCAUAGAGAAAUUGCUGAACUUCUUCUUUCCCAUGGAGCCAAAUUCACAGAAAAGAACAAACAGGGAGAAACACCCCUCCAUUUAUGUGCCAAAUUCAAUAGAAGUGAAAUUGCAAGAUUACUUUUUUCAUAUGGGAACAUUAAAAUUUCUGAUAGAGAUCCAACAACUCCUAUUCAUAUUGCUGCAGAAAAAGGUAGUAUAGAAAUCGCCAAAGUAUUAAUUGAAAAUGGUGCCGAAAUAAAUGGCAAAAAGCGAAAUGGCGAUACCCUUGCUCUUUGUGCAGCAAGAAAUAAUCAAGCAGAAUUUAUGCAAUUUCUUAUUUCAAUAGGUGCUGAUAUUUAUACGAAAAGUUCUAAAGGAAAAACACCGCUGCAUUUAGCAGCUCAAUCUAAUGGUAUUGCUUUGGCAGAAAUUCUUCUUAACAACGGUGCAAAUAUCAACGAAAAAGAUGAUGACGGACAAACUGCUCUUCAUAUUGCAGCGAGAUAUGCUAAAAAAGAAAUGGUUGAGUUUCUCUUAUCACACGGUGCAAAUGUCAGAGCAAAAACAAAGAAUAAAGAGACAGCUCUUCACAUUUCUUCAAAAUUGGAUAAAAAAGAAAUAUCUGACCUUCUAAUUUCACAUCGUGCUGAUUUAUAUGCAAGAGAUAUUGACGGAAGGACUCCACAAUCUUAUAUCACAGGGACAAAUAAUUACCCCACUACGCUGCAUAUGGCACUUAGAAAUCGUUUUUGA